Callorhinchus milii (elephant shark) is the source of this 6247-nucleotide messenger RNA. RefSeq names its product transient receptor potential cation channel, subfamily N, member 1 (gene trpn1). Lineage: Eukaryota; Metazoa; Chordata; Chondrichthyes; Chimaeriformes; Callorhinchidae. Bases 19 to 4953 code for a protein of 1644 amino acids. Gene Ontology annotation, molecular function: calcium channel activity; protein binding. The record is from RefSeq and is a predicted model, not a curated record. The transcript has 28 exons. Gene Ontology annotation, cellular component: membrane; glycosylphosphatidylinositol-N-acetylglucosaminyltransferase (GPI-GnT) complex. Gene Ontology annotation, biological process: GPI anchor biosynthetic process; calcium ion transmembrane transport.
UCGGAUCCAGCCACAGAGAUGUCGGAGACCGGUUCCAUAGGUUCAGGAUCGACUGUGGCUUCAGGAAGCAGGAUUGUGCUGUUGGCGACCAGAGGAGAAUGGGGAGCCCUGGAACAGGCUCUCAAAGGGAUAGACAGGGGAGACCGAGACAUCUCCCUCUCCGACGAAGACUCUGGACUGACCCCCAUUAUGAUCGCUGUUCGAGACAACAAGCUGGCGAUUGUGGAGAGACUACUUGAACUGGGAGCCACACUCAGUGAUCGGUUAAAGGACGGACGCACCGCUCUACACUUGGCUGCAGCCCACUCAAAGGAUGAAAUUGUUCGGCUGCUUUUGGCGAAGAAAGCGGACCCCAAUCUGACUGGCGGAUCCAAAGAUCAGCUGUCCCUGCACUGUGCAGCCAACCGGACCAGCAGCUCUCUCUCCAUCGUACAAAUGUUGCUGAGGGCUUCACACAAAGACGCUCGAUUGGUCCAAGACAAGGACGGCUGCUUGCCAUUGUUUUUAGCCAUUGAAAUCGGGAAUGUCGCAGUCUGCAAGGAGCUGCUCAGUGUCAGUGCCGACAUCCAGCUCAGGACACAAAGAAAGGACACCGGAGACACGGCCUUACAUGUCAGCAGCAGGAAAAGAGAUGCCGAGCUGGCAAAGCUCAUGGUGGAGUACGGGGCUGAUGUCGAUUUCCAGAAUGAGGAAGGCCAGACCGCUUUACAUGUGGCAGCCUGGGAGGGCGAUGAAUUCCUGCUCAGGUUUUUCUACCAGUGCAAAGCUAACCCGAACAUCCCAGACAAGCUGGAUCGGUCACCAUUGCAUAUUGCAGCUGAGCGAGGACACACCAAUGUGGUUGAAGUCCUGACCGAGAAAUUCAAGUCUAAUGUUCUGGCUAGAACAAAGGACGGAAGUACCCUGAUGCACAUCGCGUCCCAGUGUGGCCACCCUGACACUGCGCUGGCCUUUCUGAAGAAAGGCGUCCCUCUACACAUGCCCAACAAGUCAGGUGCGGUGUGCCUCCACGCUGCAGCGAGGAGGGGCCACACGGCUGUAGUGAAAGCCUUGCUCCAGAAGGGGGCGCACGUCGACGCUAAAACGAAGGACCGCUACACAGCGCUGCACAUCGCGGUGCAGUACUGCAAGCCCAUGGUGGUGCAGACACUCCUGGGCUUUGGGGCUCAGGUCCAACUUAAAGGAGGCAAGGCACAGGAGACUCCGUUACACAUCGCAGCUCGAGUUAAGGAAGGAGAGAAGGUGGCGGAGAUGUUGCUGAAGAGUGGAGCUGAUGUAAACACUGACCAAGAGAAUGGUGAGACGGCCAUGCACAUCGUGGCUCGUCACGGCAACCUGAGGAUGCUGCAAGCGCUGCUGGAGGAAGGCGGAGAUUUAACCUGCCAGUCAAAGGCCGGGGAAAACCCACUGCACAUCGCGGUGAGGUACUGCCAUGUGAACCUAGCGGAAGAGAUCCUCAACUACCUGGCCAGCAAGAGGAGCCACAGCGAUGCUGUGGCAUGCGUCAAUCAGGAAAACAAGGAAGGAGAAACAACCCUGCACCUGGCAGCACAGAUCAGGAAGGACAUGACUCACUCGGACCAGGAGGAUACCCAGAUAGUCCGAAUCCUCAUGGAGUUUGGGGCAGACAUAACGGCAGCCACAAACCUGAUACACGAGACUCCGCUGCAUUACUGCGCCCGAGUGGGCAACGCAGACGUGCUGCUCGAGAUCCUGAAACACAUCAGCUCAAACAGGAUCCAGCGAGUCAUCAAUAAACAGGCCAAGAACGGUUGCUCACCACUGCUGGUUGCUGCUGAAAGGGGACACACGGAGAUCGUGAAGAUCCUGUUACUGCACCACUCUAGAGUGGACGUCUUUGACGAGCACGGCAAAGCUGGCCUUCACCUGGCUGCGGAGAAUGGGCACGAUCAUAUCUCUGACAUCCUCCUCUGGCACAAGGCCUUUGUCAACGCCAAAACCAAGCUGGGCCUGACCCCGCUUCACCUGGGGGCACAGAAGGGUUACAACAGACUGGUCAAGCUUCUGGUGGACACCCACGGGGCCAGCAUUGACGCGCUCUCUCUGUCGAAGCAGACUCCCCUGCACCUGGCGGCGGUGAAUGGACAGCUGAACGUCUGCAGUAGUUUACUGAAUAUGAAGGCCAACGUGAACGCCACUGAUAUUCACGGACAGACGCCCCUCCACCUGGCCACUGAAAACGAUCAUUCCGAGGUGGUCAAACUCUUCCUCAAGCACAAACCGGAGCUGGUGACGUCGGCUAACGUGGAGGGCUCCACCUGCGCUCACAUCGCGGCUUCCAAGGGCAGUGUGGCUGCCAUAAAGGAGCUGCUGAAAUUCAGUAGAGCAAGUGUCACCUCAGCCCGAAAUAAGACAAAUACCUCCACCGCGCUGCACCUGGCUGCCACUGGCGGUCAUGCAGAGGUGGUGAAGGUUCUGCUGGAAGCGGGAGCAUCUGCCACCGACGAGAAUGCGGAGGGAAUGAAUGCAAUUCACUUAGCUGCUAAGAAUGGACACAUUAAUGUCUUGGAAGCAUUGAAAGGCACCAUAUCCUUUAAACUCACCAGCGCAAAGACUGGACUUACAGCCCUGCACGUGGCUGCCCUCUUUGGGCAGAUGGACUUUGUGAGAGAGAUUCUCACCAAGGUGCCAGCUACGAUGAAGAGCGAGACCCCCAAAACCACCAACGAAGCUCAUCUGUUGAGCGAGUCAGGGUACACACCAUUACACUUGGCUGCACAAUCAGGACACGAGAACCUGGUUCGCCUUCUUCUGAACUAUCCAGGGGUCCAGGUGGAUGCUCAAACCAACCUUCAGGGAGCCACCCCAUUGCACCUGGCGUCUCAGAGCGGCCACACUCCGGUGGUCGGGCUCCUCCUGAGUAAAUGCACCUCCCUGCUGCACCUGAAGGACAAGCGAGGCCGGACCUGCCUCCACCUGGCGGCCGCCAGCGGCCACAUCGAGAUGGUCAGAGCGCUGCUCGGACAGGGAGCUGAGAUCAAUGGCACGGACAAGAACGGAUGGUGCCCGCUGCAUUUUGCGGCAAAGUCCGGUUGCCUGGAUACUGUGCGGUUUCUGGUGGAGGGUGGAGCUUCGGCCAAGCUGGAGUGCAAGGAGGGUCGCACCCCGAUCCAGUACGCAGCAGCCGAGCAUCACCAGGAGGUGGUGAGCUUCCUGCUCAGAAGGAACAACAUCACCCUUAAAUUGACAGAGGAUCGCAAGUUCAUCUUCGACCUCAUGGUGUGCGGAAAGCUGAACGGCAACAGGGUCAUCGAGGAAUUUGUGCUGCACUCCCCCGCCCCCCUGGACACCGCCGUCAAGCUGUCCAGGGCCUUCGAUGUGGCGGCCCUGAGGGAGAAGGACAGGUCCAUGGAGCUGCUCAACGCUGCCAAAUACUGUGAGGGUAUGGCCACCGAGCUCCUGACUGUGGCCUCAGGGAGCAAGAGCGCUGGCUACCUGCUGCGUGCCGUGGACCACCGCACCACAUCCCUGCUGGACGCCUUGAUCGAGUGCGAGCAGAAGGAGGUGGUGGCUCACCCGGUCGUGCAGAAGUAUCUGACCGAUGUGUGGUAUGGGAGCCUGCACUGGGCCCACUGGAAAGUAGUCCUCCUUUUCUUCUCCUUUCUGGUCUGCCCACCCAUCUGGCUGGUCUUCUCUCUGCCGUUGGGGCACAGGUUCACCAAGAUCCCCAUCGUGAAGUUCAUGAGCCACCUGGUCUCUCAUGUCUUCCUGCUGCUGCUCUUUGUGGUCACCGUGGUGUACCCACCCCUCAGCCCCGUCCACCAAGGCCGUGCCUUGCCUCGCUGGAAUGAGUGGCUCCUGCUGGCUUGGCUCUCGGGGAUGCUGGUGUCUGAGCUGACCCACCCCGGGGAAAGGGCCGGGCUGGCCUGGAUCAGGGUCUUCAUCCUCGGCCUCUCCGCUGUGGCUGUCUUCUGCCAUCUGCUGACCUUCGCCUUGCGGGGCCACGACCGGCUGCACUGCUUCUUCGCCCGGAACAUUUUCCUGGCCACUGCCAUGACCCUGUGCUUCAUCCAGUUCCUGGAGUUCCUCACCUUCCAUCACCUCUUCGGCCCCUGGGCCAUCAUCAUCCGGGACCUGAUGAAGGACAUGGCCAGGUUUGUGGUCAUCCUGGCUCUGUUCCACGUGGCCUUCACCAUGCAACUGACGGCUGUCUACCAGCCAGUCUAUCCUGAGCCCCAGCCCGACCCCUCGGCUGGGAACAGGACGGAGUCCGAAGUGGGUGUUCACAGUAUCCGGAGCCCGCUGGACAUCACCGUGCUGCUCUUCUUCGCCCUGUUCGGGAUGGUUGACCCAGAUUCCCUGCCGCCGCUGGACCGCGCUCCAGCCUUCAGUCACGUCAUUGUAAGGGUGGUGUUCGGCAUGUACCUGGUGGUCAGCCUAAUUGUGCUCAUUAACCUGCUCAUUGCCAUGAUGAGUGACACUUACCAGCGCAUCCAGGCCCAGUCCGACACCGAGUGGAAGUUUGGCCGGGCCACGCUGAUCCGGGACAUGGUCAGGAAAUCCAGCACGCCAUCCCCGUUCAACCUGUGCACCAACCUGUUCUACUACACCAAACUGCUGUGCAAGCACAAGGGGAAGCUGUGCUCCACCGAGGGCCGGGACCUGAUGAAUGAAGAUGACGGCCUUGAUGCCAUCUCAGACACCCACUCCAUUGACAUGCUGGCACACACAUCGGUCGGUUGGAUAAGGAACACUUCAAAGACAACACAAGUCUCUCCAGAAGGUGGAUUCUUGCAUAACCUGCGCCAUAAUGGUUCGACAAAGAUCGAGGAUGUGAUUGACUGGCAUAGUGUGGCACUCCGUUACCUAACCAUGAAGGGCCGGACUGACGUUGUGUUGGAAAGGCAUUCCUCCCAGUACGAUGAGGCAAACAGCGCAGGGCACUUUGCUGUGCUAGUGCGAUCCAAGCUUCUGAAUGGUUUAUCCAUGUAGAGAAUGGGGUAAUGGUGAUGGCCCACUGGAAAGAAUAAAGGACCCAUUUUAUACGAUGAGAGAGAGAGCUGACAGAGCUGUUAAAGUUGAUCAAAUCAAAUCUUUGUGCUCACUGACUCUGUGAGUAAUGGGAAAUGGCACAGUUUGAUGCUUCAGAUGGCAGAGUGUCAAUUAACUGGAGGGCUCUUCAAUAACCUUAAGCACUGCCUUCUACUGCCAGCUGCAUAGUCUCUUUUCAGUCUGUCAUUGCCAUUCACUGUUCAUGGGUUACAGCGUGGACUUCGAGCUAAUUGUUAUCGUCACAAACCAGAGGAGGAACGAAGACCAUCAACAAUGUUAUGAAGCCCAGGAGACAGUGACAUACAUACAUGUUCUCUCCCCUCUGUUCAGGCUAACCUUCUGUUUGGCUUCACUAGUGCUUCUUGAGUUCAUCUUUCUCAAAUAGGCAUAGCGAUCACUCCUGCCAACAUCUUGACCAGAAGAUAAGCCCUACUUACUUUAUUGCACAAACCCAUUUCAAGAGACGGUGGGGAGGGGAGUGUGAGAGCCUGAGUGGAAAAUGAAAUAACUUGCUGUUUUGACCUUUGGUUUUAGGAUUAGCAAAUCUCUAACGUGAAGAAUGAGUCGUUAACACUCAAUUUCGACAUAAACUGCCAGUUUGCUUCAAGACAGUUUAUAGAAAGUGAACAGACUUCAAGUGCUGUGAAAUGAUAUGUCAAGCAGUAGCCCUGGACUCGCCAAACAAGUUGAUUAUGAGAGAACUUGGCACAGGAACGUCUACAGUGGUACCAACAGACUUGUAAUACUGCCUCCCACCUGCCUUCAAAUGCAUGCAAAAUGCACUCAUUAUACUGCCCAGCAGGCCCCAAAGAAGGAAACAAGACACAAAAGCCUCACAUGUGCAACCUUCUUGAGGCGGACGCUCAAAGACAUCCUAAAGGUACAAUUUGCACCGGUGGCAUGAUCACAGGUCGGAUUUUUACCCCCCUUCACCCUCCAAAUCAUAAAUUAGAAAUGGAUCGAGUGGAAGUGGGGAGCGAAGUUGGUUCAAAUGGAGAUGCCUAAUAAAAAGCAGGAAAGCCCAGAGUAAUCCAUGACAGGCUUGAAUAUGCGCAAGCCAAACCCUGUGAGCCAGGCUGGUCCUAGUAGACUGAUACUGUUCCGUGUGGUUAGUUACCUGUUGUCUUUUUCUCUCUUUUAAGAUCUUUUGACUGUGAAAUCAAAAGCUCUCACAUUGGGUUCUCAAGGGAUUUGGAAUGGAAUCAUUAAUAAUAAAUGGGUCCACUUGCAGUAA